AUGACCUCUCUUCAAGGACCAAACAAUUUUGCUGAUGACGGUAGCGCCAUUAUAGAGCGCGUACUUGAUGUGAAAAGCCAAAGAUUGGCGAAUUCUGAUAAACAAUUAGAAGAAAUUUAUGAAAUUGACAGAACCAUGAAAGCAUUAAUGGACGGUGGGUUUGAUAAGGUCGCACUACAGUUUCCUGAUGAAUUAUUGGCCGAUUCCGUUAAAGUUGCUACAAUUUUAAGAGAGAAAAUCAAGAAAAAGAUUUUUAUUCUGGCGGAUACUUCAUAUGGAAGCUGUUGUGUAGAUGAAAUAGCAGCUCAACAUGUCGACGCAGAAUGUAUUAUUCAUUAUGGCCGUUCAUGUCUAAGCCCUACUUCGCGACUUCCCGUAUUAUACGUGUUUGGAAAACAACCUAUCGUCUUAGUUCAUUGUUUAGAGUCAUUUGAUGAGUUGUUUAAACAGGACAAGAAUCAACCAUUACUUAUAAUGUAUGAUGUCGUUUACUCAUAUUGCAUAAAUGAUUUCGUCCUUGAAUUGCGUAAUGGAAAAAAUUAUACAAAUAUUAUCCAGUCCUUUGUUAUGUUAGAAUUUAAUUUUUUAAAAGAUACACCAGUUUCAAACCAUCGAGGAAGGCAUUAUUCAUUACCAGAAAACACUUCAAUUGAUAAUUGUUCGAUAUUUUAUAUCGGUGGUGAAAGCUUAACUUUAACUAAUAUAUUAAUGACAUAUAACAAGUGCAAGGUUUAUUCAUAUAAUCCGGAAACACGGAUAGGGAGGCAAGAGAGCAUACAUGUGAAUAAAGCUUUAAUGAAACGGUAUUGUUCAUUAUGA
This is a messenger RNA of Funneliformis geosporum, 819 nucleotides long. The record is from the annotation of a GenBank genome assembly. NCBI's taxonomy places the organism in Eukaryota, Fungi, Glomeromycota, Glomeromycetes, Glomerales, Glomeraceae.